UGCGGAAACACACAUUACUAAACGUUACCUGAGGAUCACGUCAGUUAAAUUUGCUCAAGCUAAUUCGAUUUUUUUGUACCGCUAAAAACACACUUGUAUAGAAGCAAGAUUUUGAAAAUACGGAAGUGACAAUACGUUAUCUUGGUUUAGAAGGUGUGUUAGUAAACGUCACACUUUCCGGAAGACAAUAACGAAGGGACAAGCUCGAUUUAUGGAGUUUUGAAGAAGAAAUCUGUUAUGAGAGUUUCUCUCCGGGGCUGUUUGAGCAAAAUGGGGAACUUUAGAGCUUUUUUGAGCAUAACACUGGUCUUCCUAGUAUCUGAGUUGUGUCUGGUGUGCUGUGAUAUAACGGACGGAAACACAGAACAUCUGAAGAGAGAGCACUCGUUGAUGAAACCAUACCAAGGUGUUGGUGCUCAGUGGGACUUCUCAGGAAGCACAUUGGUGACAAGCUCGUAUGUCCGUCUCACUCCAGAUGAGAGAAGCAAGCAGGGAUCCAUCUGGAAUACUGUGCCGUGUUACCUGAAGGACUGGGAGAUGCAUGUGCAGUUUAAAGUUCAUGGAUCAGGGAAAAAAAAUCUCCAUGGUGAUGGCAUUGCCAUCUGGUACACAAAGGACAGACUGCAUCCAGGCCCUGUGUUUGGAAACCAAGAUCAGUAUCUUGGCCUGGCUAUUUUUUUGGAUACCUUCCGCAAUGACCUCCAUGGAAUGGAUCGUUCCUUCCCAUACAUUUCGGCCAUGGUGAACAACGGCUCGGUGAGUUACGACCACGGCAAAGAUGGCCGAUCGUCUGAGCUGGGAGGCUGUUCGGCUGAGAUCAGGAACAGAGAGCAUGACACGUACCUCGCCAUCCGCUACUCCAAAGGAAGACUCACUAUAAUGGUCGAUGUGGAUGACAGGAAUGAGUGGAAGGAGUGCAUCGACAUUGGAGGUGUUCGUCUUCCUACAGGAUAUUUCUUUGGUGCCUCAGCAGCCACAGGAGAUCUGUCUGAUAACCAUGACAUCAUCUCUAUGAAGCUCUACCAGCUGAUGGUAGAACACACCCCUGAAGAGGAGAACCUGGACUGGACAAAGAUCGAGCCCAGCGUCAGCCUCCUCAAGUCCCCUAAAGACAACAUUGACGAUCCAACCGGAAACUUUCGAGGCACGCCCCUCACUGGCUGGAAGGUCUUUCUGCUUCUGCUGUGUGCUCUGCUAGGAAUCGUAGUGUGUGCUGUGGUGGGAGCUGUAGUUUUCCAGAAGAGACAGGAGAGGAACAAGAGGUUUUACUGAGGAGUGAGAAGAGAGAAGAACCUUAUCGGAAAGGUGUUUGCUGUGGAAUGAACUGUUUCCAGAUGACAGAUUCAGCACAUCCAAUGUGAAUUUUUUUCUAAAGAUUGUACAAAUGUUUAUAUCCUUGAAGCACUGCGUCUGGAUUGAAUUACAGUAACUUGUGAUGUUGGUAAGAAGAUGCAGACCUAUUGACAACUAUUAUGAGUGACUUGAUUGAUGCUAUUUGUGUUCUUCAUGUCUCUUCGUGAUGCAGGGUUAGAAUAGACUUACUGUCAUUAGCAAGGACAGUCCUUUCUUCAAACAUUGUGUUAACACCUGGUCAUUGGUCAAACGGGCUCUUUUCAGCUUUGCCACCAAAUGGUAAUAUAGAUUUUAAUGUUUUUUUCUUCCAGGCUGUUUUAUCUGAUUAUUUAUUGGAAGAAGAAAGUAGCUCCACACACAAAAAACAUCAUGAAGCAAUGGAGGCUGCCACAGGAGCCAUCCAAAUUACAGUCUUGUCCUCUGUUUUAAAAGAAAAGUUUACUCCAAAAUUUAAAUCGAGUCCUUAUCUACUUACCCAAUGCUGAUACAAAGUCAGGGAAAUUUCAUAGUCUAGUCUAAAUAAAUUUCUGGAGCUUCACCACGAAACUCAAUUGCAGCUUUCUCCUAAACAACUGAAGUAGCUGGGGACUUGUUUUAAAAAGGAAAAAAAAAAUACAGGAAAAAACAUAAAAUGUUUCCAUACCUGGUGUAAUCUAAAUCUGCUGAAUCCCUGAUAUCCCAAAUUGAUUUGAAGAGAUGUUAUUUACACCCUUGACACACAGGCGAGCUCAUGAACCCAGACGGGGUACGUGGUAGCUCUUUGAGUUUAGCAGCUACAAUGAUAAAAAAGGGUGUAAAGAUUUCUGUAAUUUGAUCCCGGGUCUAACUUCUUUUAUAUUUCUGAUAAAAUGGUUAAAGAAGCUCAUCUGCAUUAAUCUGCAAAUGGUGUGAUUACAUAUUCUUUACACAAACAGUAACAUUUUGCAAUACUUUAAUAUACCAUCUUAAGUCUGGUACAUAAAAACGCUGUCUUGUGAAGCUCUUCAUGGCAGAAUUUCUCCAUAGUUUUAUACAACAGGAUAAGGCCACUUAAGAGAGAUCAGUGCAGAGAUCAAGUGGAUGGAUCUUGAAUACUGAACAACCUCAAUCCUUUAGACAGAAUUAUUUUGCUUUGAUUUUUUUUUCUCUUGUCCUUGCUGGUUCCUUUGCGCAGCAUCUUGAGGUUAAAUUCAGAAUAUGCCUUUGUUAAUUUUCUACAAUAUUGUUUUCGGUUAAUAAUGCUUGCUUGGGGUACAAACUCGAUGAUUAAAUUAAAUUCUUCAGUAUGAUGAAUAUUAUAAAUUCUAACUGCUACGUAAAACAAGUGUGAUAGCUAAAUGCAGUGCUAAUGAUGAAGCUCUUUCAAACCGACACAAAAGAAUUUGCUAAACCUUUAAGUCCAUGAAUGGAUUCUUUGAAGGUACACAAUCCUGUCUUUCAUUUCUUUUAAUAUCAUUGUUUUAUUCACAUCCCCUUUCUGUAAUGCUUGUUUUUACAUAAACAACAUUUAACCAAAUGCUUUAAGUAUAAUUAAGGAUUUAAUGAAACACACUUUUUUUCUUUACUUCGUGGGCCUGAUUCAGCAUUUUUUUUUUUGAUUCCUUAAAGUGUUUUUUUUUUUUUCCACAUCAGUCAGUUUUGUUUGUGAGACUUGAAACAGCUUCUCUCAUCAGUUAAUGUAUUAAAAUGAAAAAGAAACCUCUUAA
Acanthopagrus latus (yellowfin seabream) is the source of this 3038-nucleotide messenger RNA. RefSeq names its product lectin, mannose-binding 2 (gene lman2). The record is from RefSeq and is a predicted model, not a curated record. Gene Ontology annotation, biological process: endoplasmic reticulum to Golgi vesicle-mediated transport; endoplasmic reticulum organization; Golgi organization. Gene Ontology annotation, cellular component: Golgi membrane; endoplasmic reticulum membrane; COPII-coated ER to Golgi transport vesicle. NCBI's taxonomy places the organism in Eukaryota, Metazoa, Chordata, Actinopteri, Spariformes, Sparidae. Gene Ontology annotation, molecular function: D-mannose binding. The coding region runs from base 238 to 1272 and encodes 344 amino acids. The transcript is spliced from 8 exons.